Messenger RNA from Carassius gibelio (silver crucian carp), 8041 nucleotides. It is a transcript of the gene inpp4ab, whose product is annotated as inositol polyphosphate-4-phosphatase type I Ab. Gene Ontology annotation, cellular component: cytoplasm. The coding region runs from base 231 to 3254 and encodes 1007 amino acids. The transcript is spliced from 24 exons. Lineage: Eukaryota; Metazoa; Chordata; Actinopteri; Cypriniformes; Cyprinidae. Gene Ontology annotation, molecular function: phosphatidylinositol-3,4-bisphosphate 4-phosphatase activity. The record is from RefSeq and is a predicted model, not a curated record.
GCCACACUAUGCUGCAGCGCAAAGCAAAGAAGAGCGAGAAGCAGCGCUCCGGAAUUUGGCAACAGAGCUAGCAUGUAUAACAACUCUUCUGAGGGCAAUAUGGAUUAACACAGCGCCCACUGAGAUAUAACAGAGGAGGAAACGGCCACACAGGAGUGUGUCUGGCUGUGUGUGGGUUUCUACCACUCCUGUUAUUUGAACUUCAACACACACACAAACAUCCUGCCACAAUGUCACGGAGGGAACGGCCGUGGUCGGUGUACAGGUCCAACACUUUUGAGCUUUCCUCAGAGAUGCUUGGACUAGCAUUGGAAGGAAAUAGUCAAGAUCCAGAUGAGCCAGUACUGGAGUUCAGUCUUGUCUGUAGUGAGCUGACCACGCCGUCUUUGGACCGAAAACCCAACAGUUUUGUUGCUGUGAGCUGUACCACACCUCCUCAGGCUUUCUGGACCAAACAUGCACAGACAGAGAUCAUUGAGGGUACAAGUAAUCCCAUGUUCCUCAGCAGUGUGGCUUUCUUCCAAGAAUCCCACAUUAACCAGCACACACAGGUCAAGCUCUCUGUGUACGAUGUAAAAGAUCGCUCACAAGGAACGAUGUAUCUACUUGGCUCAGCGAUGUUUCCAGUGAAGGAUCUUCUGCUGGAAAAGAACCAUAGACUAAACUUACCUCUCAGGUCAGCAGAAAACAAGCAUGUGGGUAGUAUUACAGUCAUUGCCUGGCAGCUAGAGGAGAAGAGAGAUCAGCAUACACCAAUCAAACAACUACAAGACACCAUCAAUGGCAGGACUGUCCUCCCUGUGGAUGAGAGUCUGACAGAAUCUGUGGGAGUCCGAGUAAAAUACGCCUCUCUGUGGAAAGACUCUUUUCUUCGAUCUGUGUUUGGUGGCACCAUGUCACGUAUGUACCGUUUUCCAACCACUGAUGGGAAUCAUUUACGGAUCCUGGAACAGAUGGCUGAGAGCAUCCUGUCACUUAACAUCCCACGACAGUUUGUCAAACUCUUACUGGAGGAGGAUUCCUCAAGAGUAUCUGAGCUGGAGGAGUUAGGCGAGUUAUCACCGUGUUGGGAGAAUCUCAGACGGCAAAUUGUGACACAAUACCAGAGCAUCCUUCAGACCUAUCAGGAUACACACACAGACCUGCAGGACUACAAAGGUCCAUCAUUUAAAGCCAGUAAUCUGAAAGCUGAGAGGAAAUUGGAAUUUAUGCCUACCAACCUUCAUGUACAGAGAAUGAGGGUUCAGGAUGAGUCUGGCUGUGAUCACACCUAUGAUGUGGUUACGAUCGGGGCCCCUGCAGCUCACUGCCAGGGCUUCAGAAGUGGUGGUUUGCGGAAACUAUUACAGAAAUUUGAGGAGGCAAAAAAAGUCAUUUAUGAGGAGGAAUGCAGUGCACUGUCCAGCUCCCAGUCCAUCGUCUACAUCCCUCAGGAUAUUAUCCGUGCCAAAGAGAUCAUCUCCCAUAUCAACACACUCAAGACUCAGGUCAGCUACUACGCUGAGCGCCUGUCUCGUGCUGCUAAAGAACGCUCCGCUAAUGGCAUGGAGAGAACCCUCGCCAUCCUAGCGGAUAAGACACGGCAGCUGGUGAUGGUGUGUGACUGUAAACUUCUGGCGUCUGCAGUGCAGGCCCUGAACGCAGCUAGACCCGAGUACAUCGCCUCUAAAAACUCUCCCUCUGCUGACUCAGAGCAGGUGGUGCUGAGGAAUGAUCAGGACACACUGCUGGCCAAAUGGAGUGGCAGAAACAGUCGUUCAUCCCUCCAUGUUGAUUGGCAUGAGGAAGAGUGGGAAAAGGUGUGGGGGAAUGUUGACAAAAGUCUGGAGUGUAUCAUCCAGCGAGUGGACAAACUGCUGCAGAAGGACCGUUUGCACAGCAGCAGCAGUGAGGACAUGUUCCAGACUGACCAGCAAAGUGGCACCAGUAAGAAAGGUAAUGCCAAACCAAAAGCCUUCUGGAUCAACCCUGUCUGCGUGGAGGAACCUUCCUCGGUCCCUGAACUGCAACAACAGUCACCUUCACCAUCACUGUCACCAUCAUCACCAUCAUCUUCACCACCCGAUCUGAACCCUGCAUGCCCUGUUAAUGCAGAAACGCAUGCCUAUGGCAGCAGCAGCAGUGGAGAGGAGAGUUACCCAGGUGAGUGGAGCGAGGCUCUGUAUCCCCUCUUGACGACCCUAACAGAGUGUGUGGCCAUGAUGAGCGACAAAGCCAAGAAGUCAAUGGUUUUCUUACUCAUGCAAGACAGCGCUCCCACCAUCGCAAUGGACCUCAACCUGCAGUACCGCCGAGACGUGGUCUUCUGCCAGACACUCACAGCACUAAUUUGUGGCUUCAUCAUCAAAUUGAGAAACUGUCUCCGUGACGACGGUUUCCUGAGACAGCUCUAUACCAUCGGUCUGCUCGCUCAGUUCGAGUGCUUAUUAAGUACUUAUGGAGAGGAGUUAGCCAUGUUAGAGGACAUGAGCAUAGGAAUAAUGGAUCUUCGAAAUGUGACGUUCAAGGUGACGCAGGCCAUCUCUACCUCAUCCCCCGACAUGCUGCCGGUGAUCACCGGAAAUAGAGACGGGUUCAACGUUCGCAUCCCGCUCCCGGGAAGCAUGUUUGAUGCAUUGCCAAGGGAGAUCCAGAACGGCAUGCUGCUGCGGGUACAGCCGGUGCUGUUUAACGUGGGCAUCAACGAGCAGCAAACGCUCGCCGAGAAGUUUGGAGACACGUCGCUUCAGGAGCUCAUCAAUGUGGAGAGCCUGGCACGUCUUGGCUCUUACUACCAGCAGUUCAAAGAGGUUUUACCUGACGACUGUCUUCCUCGCUCUCGUAGUCAGACGUGUCUCCCAGAGCUGUUGCGGUUCCUUGGUCAAAAUGUUCAUGCUAGGAAAAAUAAAAAUGUAGACAUCUUGUGGCAGGCUGCAGAGAUUUGUCGGCGACUAAAUGGAGUACGUUUUACCAGCUGUAAAAGUGCCAAGGACCGCACUGCUAUGUCAGUGACUUUGGAGCAGUGUCUGAUCCUGCAGCACGAGCAUGGCAUGGCCCCGCAGGUCUUCACCCAGGCCCUGGACUGCAUGCGCAGCAUUGGGACCAGGGAGGGGGUAACUCAGAAGAACCUGAGCGGCUUAUUGCCCAUACGUGACUUCAGGCUGGACCCCAGUCUGCUCUACUCUCUGCCCCUUCUGGCCCUGAGCCCAAACCUGCUCAUCGUCUGGGUGUUCCUCAGCAUAGCCUACCUGCUGGCCAAACUCCGCUGCAGCUGAGCCUGAGACCCUUUUUCCAUUUUUCUUUCUCUCUUUCCCUCACCCUGGCUAUUUCAGCACUUCCUUUCUCUGUUUUUCUGUUUCUUCCUCCUCUGGGUGAGGAGCUAUUUGCAGACAAUGCUGAAUUCUUUCUGGUUGAUUCAGCUCUUUUCUCUAACAGCCAGUCUAAAGGUCUUGAUGUUCAUUUCUGCCUUACCCCUCUCUCUCUUUCGCUCUCUCUCUCUCUCUUUCGCUCUCUCUCUCUUUCUCUUUCUCUGUCUCUCUCUUUUUCUCAAGUAAUCAUGGAUGAGAAAAGUUUGUACAAUAAUUUGUGACAUAUAACAAAUAUUCUGAUUAUUUUAGAGGGUUCAUUGAAAAAUAGAUAUUCAUAUAUAUUUAAGAUUAAACAUUGAUCUAUUUAUUCAAUACUAAAUAUUCUUUUAAUAUUGAAAUAUUUUAUUUGUGUUAUUAUAACAAACUAUUUUUAGGCACAUGGAUAUUUGUGCUAGUGGUCAGUUCAGUAUGUAUAUAAUAGGAGUGCAUUAGUGCCCUCACACUUUUUCAGCGGCGUUUGUUCCGGAAUUUUAUUUAUUUUAUUUUUUCAAACUUUUCACACUUAAUUUUUUCCCCAUAGGGAUUUUCCAAAAAAGUGUUUAUUAAAAUAUUAUAAGAUAUGAAACAAGCCAAGCAACUACAAGGCGUAUCACAACAUUAUGAACUUCUAAAUUGGACAAGAGACAAAGGUACAAAACUGUGUGCUCAACCGUUUUAGUGAGGGAAAAGAACUGCAAUCCCAUGCAGCAUUGCAAAUUACAAUCAUGUUAAAAACAACUGAGGAAAAAUAGAAACUACUUAUUUAAAGUUGAUUAUUACAUCUACAGAAAUUACUUAAAGCUGUGGUAGGUAACUUUUGACGCUCUAGCGGUUAAUAAACAGAACUGCUUGCGUCUUGCAGAAGAACAUCGUAGCCGGAUCUACUUCUCUCUGUUUAUGUCUAUGAAGAAUCACAACGGUACUGGGUUACUCCGCCGCGGUGCCCCCGAAGCAAUCUAAAAUAGUCUGAAUAUAAACAAUUAUUAUAGGUGCACCCUAGUGAUUCAGGACAAGCUAAAAACACGGUUUGGAAAAUGGAUUCAUUGUGUACUCGCUUAUUAUAUACAUUUUUCUACAUUUUGAACACAAACAAAGUUACGACCGCAGCUCUGAUUGGUUAUUUCUUACCGGGAGCGGAUGACUUUCUGCAAAUGGCAAUAGGACACUGGGAGGAGCCAGAGGAGCUUGAUUUUUUUCACAGAUUAUCUGUCUCAUAUUCUACUGUCAGGACAUAAUGACAGGUUUAACAAAUAUGUAAAAAAUACAUUUUUACAAAAGUUACCUACUGCAGCUUUAAGUUGAUAGCAAAAUAUGCUGUAAGUAUUUUGACUGCAUAGCAAAUGUUAUAUAAUUUGCAGUGCUUUAUGGGAUUGGGCAUUCCUCACUAACUGUUUUACCGCAAUUUCUUGAAAUUUCUGUACAUAAUAAUGCGAAAAAUUAUAUACCAUUAGAUAUCAACUCACUGUCUUUAUAGGUUUACAAGUCAUCAUUACAAAUUAAUUUCCCUAUGGAGAAAAUGAACAGAUUUUUACUUUCGGAACCUAACUGUUGCACUCUAUAAUGAGAUAUUGUUAUUCUCUAACAGUAUCAAAGAAUUUUCCAGUGAUUUUUGUGGUUGAUUUUGUUGCGUCUUCCAUGUGUUUCUAUCAUAAUGCAAAGAUAAGGCCUGGCCAAAGUUAAUCUCACCUUACAUCACACUUGCUUAAAAUAUGUAUUGCACUUUAGGGUAUUAAGUGUGUCCAUGUCUUCCCAUGUUUGGCUGGAAGAACACGUGUUGCUCUUUUACCAAGAUUGGUUUGCACUAAUGUGGUUGCAUCCUUUCCAAUGAGCCCAUUAAAUUCGGCCAAAUAAGAUUGUUUUUUCAGGGAAAUCGAAAUAUGCACUUGAGUAUUUGGUUUAACAUCUUUUAAGGAUGUUUCCACUGUCAGCUGACAGGAGGUACAUGGCAAUAGGUUUAAUAGGUAUUUUGUGUAAAGGAAUGUUCCGGUUUCAGCACAAGAUCCAUUGAGUUGACCACAUCUGAGGCAUGCAAUCAUUUAUAAGAACAUUUCGGCUCUUCUCUCAAUUUGUAAAAACAAACCUUAUUUACAUGAAUGCACUAAAGUCUAACAUUGAUAUACACAAUUUAGAAAAAAACAACAACAACCAUGUACAGCUUCCAUUGUAUGUGUAUUAUUGUAAAUUUGUGUAUUUUCUCAAAUUGAGGCAUAAAUGACAAUGACAUGCUAAAUGUUGUAAGUUAAAUCUGUGUGUCAAAUCUGGAACAGUCUCUUAAGAUGACCGUCUGUUUAGAUGACAAUAGCAUCCACAUGUUGCUUUAAGACACUUAUGCAGUAAUGAUAAAUAGAAUGUAUGUUGUUUUACCAAAACGAAUCACUUUGUUUCCUAAUCAUGACAUGCAGUCUGCAAAUCAUCAGAUUUCUUCUCUUCUUUGUGUCAAUAUAUAUAUUUUUUUAUAUGUAAAAGUUUACCAUGAGAGAAUUCUACAGAACUCAGAGUUUAAUUGUGCUUCCCUUUGUGCCAAAUUAGUAAUGGCCGCUCUGUGCUUUGUAAAAUUUGUCUGGCCACAUGCCACGCCAGUACAUCUGCUGUUUACAAGUUAGCACUGCUUGAGCUUACAUGUUCUAAAGAGCUGCCCAUUGCAAGAACUUGAUAUUUAAAAAAUAACAUUCACCAGGCUACAGAAAAGUGUGCAUUUCAUCUGACCUACUAAAAAAAAUGAACUGUCCCAAAAUAUCUCCAUUUGAGAUGCUGAAGGGGUUCAUUUAUAUAAUAAUGAUGUGGCUCUGUGAGUCGGUUUUUGUUUUGUUUGCUUAAAUAUAUCAGAGAUAGCUUUCUUGUUUCAUGUUUGUUUUAAAUCAUGUUGGAUAAUGUUUCAAGCUGUUUUCUGAGUACGAUGUCUUCGACAUUUAAGUUGGAGAAAGGUUUUGCUGACUGAUUUUGGAGUUUCGUAGGUUUGGCUGAAUAUCACUGGUAGGUUUUAACAAAUAGAAUUUAAGGAUAGAUCUCAGUUUAGUUUUGAUCGUUUUAAAGUUUGAGCAUUGGUUUUAGGUGGGGUUGCAUGAUUAUAAAAUUGUUGUUUAUUUGCCAUGAUAGUGUAAUCUCAAUUAUGAAUUUACAAAAAAAGGACUGAUUCACACAACAUAUAUGUUUGUGAAUGGUUACAAUGUUCAACUAAAUAUAUAUAGCAUUCAAAAUAGAAUGUUGUACUAGAUGAUUUUCUUGAUUAAUCAUGGCAGCCAUCAAACAUAUUUAGAUGAAUUUUGAAGCCAUAGUUUUAGAGAUGGGUUGUAGGUUUGAAAUGGACUACGUCGUUGUUGAAUGUUUUGGGAAAUAAAUGGGUAUCUUGGGUUAGGGAAUAGUUAGGUGGACUUGUUAGGUUUUCUUGAAUAAUGAAUUUGCUCAGAGCCAGCUCUUUUGUUUUCACUGGGCUUUAAUUCUCAGAGAAUCCUAAUAUACGCAGUGUUGUUUUUAUUCUUCUUACAACAAUUGACUUUUUUUUUUUUUUUGAUAUUAUUUAGCUCAACCUUGUUUUACUAAAGCAUGUGAAUUGAGCAUCAUGCUCUUUUAGUCACAAAAUAACAAGGUUGAACACAUGGACUAUUUAUUUAUUUUUUACAUUUAAGUGGUCAGUUAAUGCAAAAAUUUUGAUCAUUUACAUACCUUUGUUCUUUCUGUAGGAGUAUGUAAAAGGAGAUGUUUAAUAGAGUGUCCAAGCUGCUCUUUUCUGUAACCUUUUUUUUUCACAUGAUUUUUCAUUGAAUAAUAACUUCAAUAUCAUUCUGUUCAUCAUAUAAGUCAUACCACUUUUAUAUUGCUUUUUUUUCAGAGAUUGAUAGCCUCUGGUUGUGUUCUGAUCCAAUUUUUACUGUACGAAGCAGCAUGAACACUCUUUAGAAUUUUUCCUUUUGUAUCCCUUGGAAUAAAGUCUGUCAUAUGGGUUCGAAACAAGCGAGAAGGACAUAUUGUACUGAUGUUUCAUUUCUAAAUGGUCAGUUUGCCAGACAAAGGCCUACACCUGAGUAAACUGUACAAACCAUGCUAACUGAGAUCAUUUUCAUUUGUUACAACUCACUAAAAAAGUUUAUAUGAAUUGCUUUAUUGUUCUUAUAUGAAUAUUACUAAGAUAUUUAUGUGUAAGCACAUUUUUGAAAGAAUAUAUUUAUUUGUAUAAAACAUUACUUGCUGUUGCAAAACAGAAUUUUGGAAUCCCAAUAAGAGGGACGUGUAAUAGUUGGCCUGAUCAAAUGUAAUUAUUUACCAUACCCUAAAACACAACCAAUGAAGUCUGCUGAUCUUAAAGCUAUAUUUCCAUUUCUGUCAAAUUUGCUUCAGAGCAUUAACUGCCUGUGUGCUACCUAAAAAAACAUUAGCCUUUUCAACUGUAUUUAGCCGUGGUUUGUUCAUUUAUUUGCUUUCUAUGUUCACCCAUAAUUCUCAUGCUCACAACACUGCUGAGAUGUCUGCUGCCAUCUUUUGUGGCUGUGCUAAUUUUUGCUUGUGAUUUUUCUAAACAUGGCUUCAUGUUCUGUUUGUUUUCACACACUCAAUCCCGCCCCUUUCCCUACCAGUGAGGGCUGCCGCCGUGAGAAUACCAUGAAGAACAUUGGAUGUCGCAAGUAUGCCUUUAACUGUCUGCAGCUGAAGGCCUUUCCUAAACUUUACAGACCUUCCGAUGGCACUUUCGGAAAAGUGGAAACUUGACGAGAUGACUC